UAUAGAUUUCCCUUUACAAAGACCUCUUUUCGACUAUAUAAAUAUUAGAAUCCAAUUAUUUUAUUUACACUUGAUUAAACACAGCAACAAUGAAGGUCAUCGCUAUUCUUCUCUGCGUUAUCGUUGCGGUAUAUUGUGAGACAUGUACAUCAGACCGUAGAUGUACUCAGACCACAUGCACAGACUCUUCACAUCAUGUAGUAUGCUUCAUGGGUCAUUGCACAUGCAGCGGCAGAACUGGACACACAUGCACAGACGUAGCUGACUGCAGCAGUGAACAUUGCAGAUUUGGAAGGUCCCAUUGUUAUGACGGUCACUGUCAUUGUCUCCCUGGAGCAGGAAAAUAAUUCAACUAGACACUUCCUUAAUUUCAUUAUUAUAUAAUGGAUUCAAUGAUGUUUUCUUUCAAAUAAAUUGGUGUUUUCCGAUA
Molecule: messenger RNA, 430 nt
Organism: Mytilus trossulus (common blue mussel)
Lineage: Eukaryota; Metazoa; Mollusca; Bivalvia; Mytilida; Mytilidae
Product: serine protease inhibitor Cvsi-2-like
Exons: 3
Coding region: 90-347 (85 amino acids)
Source: RefSeq, a predicted model, not a curated record